Molecule: messenger RNA, 2664 nt
Organism: Periophthalmus magnuspinnatus
Lineage: Eukaryota; Metazoa; Chordata; Actinopteri; Gobiiformes; Gobiidae
Gene: elac1
Product: elaC ribonuclease Z 1
Exons: 5
Coding region: 109-1221 (370 amino acids)
Cellular component (GO): nucleus
Molecular function (GO): 3'-tRNA processing endoribonuclease activity
Source: RefSeq, a predicted model, not a curated record
GGGCGUCAUACGUCAUCAUUAAUCGACUGUUUGUGUUCUGAAAAUAUGCGGCGCGUGGCUCAUGCUUUCGCUUUACUUUCACUGAAUAGAAAUUUUUCUGAGUAAAUCAUGAGCAUGGACCUGACGUUCCUGGGCACGGGCUCGGCGUACCCUUCUCCUCACCGCGGGGCAUCGGCGCUGGUGCUGCGGACAGACGGGGACUGUUGGCUGUUUGACUGCGGAGAGGGCACACAGACUCAGCUCAUGAAGAGCCAGCUCCGAGCCGGUAGGAUCACUAAGGUGUUUAUCUCUCACCUUCAUGGGGACCACGUGUUCGGGCUGCCUGGUCUGCUCUGCACUGUGAGCCUGAACAUGACCUCUGAUCCCCCACAGAGACCCCGCUGUGUGGACAUCUUUGGACCUCGUGGGCUCAGACACCUCCUCAGAGUCACUCUGGGGCUGACUGCAUCACAGCUGCUCUUCCCUUAUGCAGUUCAUGAACUGGAGCCCACAUCUGAUCAGAGUCCUGAGGAAGGACAGCUCAGCAGGGAGGUGACAAUGGAGCACGGGUCCCUCCACCCGCAGGAGCAGGUGGGCCGGAGCAUUCCCCUGGAUCCCCACUCUGAUACUUACCUGCUGUUUGAAGACGAGCGCUUUGAGGUGAAGGCCUUCAGGCUGUAUCAUCGAGUGCCCUCCUUUGGCUUCUGUGUUCAGGAGAGAGACCGGCCGGGGAGGCUCAAGACUGAACUGCUCAAGGAACUAGGCGUUAAACCAGGUCCACUGUACGGCCGUCUGAAGUCUGGACAGAGCCUGACUCUGGACUGUGGGCGUGUGCUGACCCCAGAGGAGGUACUGGAGGAAGACAUCCCGGGGCGAAAGGUGUGUGUGCUGGGUGACUGUAGCUCUGUCCUGGGCUCAUCGUCUCGGCAACUGUGUUCUGCAGCAGAUAUUUUGGUUCACGAGGCCACACUGGGAGAUGAGCAGAGGGAGAAGGCAGUGGAGCACGGACACAGCACCCCAAAGAUGGCUGCCGCAUUGGCCCAGGAAUGCAAUGUGCGUAAACUGGUGUUGUAUCAUUUUAGUCAAAGGUACAAACCCUCAACGCUGCAAAAGGAAGGGGAGGGGGACGAUAUUUGUGAGCUAAAGAGACAGGCUGAGGAAGCUCUACAAGGCACUGGCACUGAGGUGGUGUUAGCAGAGGACUUUCUUACUCUACAAAUACUACUAAAAAGGACCAGGUAGCAAAAGAUGUUUUGAAGGGCCUGUAUUAUGCUAUUUUCUGAUCUAUGUUAUAAUGUUUUGUCCUUCAUUCACACGUUUAACACACAAACCCUGCAUAUUUUGGCUAAGUUCUUCUCAAAAACCGAAAACCUUGUGAUGUCAUGUGGUAAUACAGGAAACCCUCCACUGUUUUUUUUUAACUCCAUACACCUUCACUAGAAUCAUUUGGAUGAUUUCAGCUCUGGAAUUGCUAGUCUCUACUGAGCUAAUGGUAAAAGGAGCUGUUAACUUUACGGUACUGCCACUAAAUGACAUCACAAGGUGAAACAGUGCAUUGAUCUUUGGAGAUGCAGACAGCCUGUUAAUUCAGGAUGUGUGAAUGAAACAAAACUGAACUCUGGGUAUAUUUUGAGGAGGUAACUACAUUGUAAGAUGGUUUAAUGCUGUUACCUUCUCCUUUUAAUUUUGUGGGGUUUUUGGCAGUACUGUAAUUACUAUUUGGUGUGCAGAUUUAUGCCAAAGCUUUUAGACCUAAAGUCAGUGCACUGUUUGCAUACAGUCAUUUAUGGCUGGCUGUCAUAGUGUGAGUUCAAUUUUUUAGUGUACAAUGCAUUUAUUUAGCAUUACCCAAGACCAGACUGAAUACAAUUCUAAUAGGUUUUGUGCACAACAGGACCCAGCAACCCCACUGUUAGCGUCACUACUUCCUGUCUUAUUGUAUCUCUGUGAGGUUUUUGAUGAUUCACACUAACAUUAAUAAAUAGUUAAAUAUUUGAAGACACUACAUAAAUAAAAUUAAUACUUCAGUGGAGGAUCCUUCUGUGUUUAGAAAGAGAGAUGUCUCGAUGCUAACACUAAUGCUGAUUUUGAGGUAUAAUAAAUAUUAAAACAAUGCAACAAACUGAAGCAAUCUACAUAUAAAAAUAAUUGGGUAGUCUUUAUUUUAAUUCAUUUAAAUUUUAAUUGGUUGUUUAUUUUAUGUUUUCCAGUUUUUAAUAAAAGCGACUGUUAGCUUUGAGGCAGUGAGCUCGCUAGUGUGUUGCUGUGCACAAAGCCUACUAGAAAUUUCAAUGCAAGAAAACUCAAAUUAAGAUUCAUUAGAACUGUGUUUAAGAAUUGUGAAAGAAAUUGCACAAUUAUAUGGAUAUGUAUUUACACAAGGGACCCUAAGCCAAUCUAAAGUACUAAGCAGCUAUACUCCGUGCUUUAGUCUAGACCCUACCAAAAACAGCCUUUAGAAUAUGAAAUGUAUUUAUAAUCGGUACAUAAAGUAUUUUUUGUGGUUGCUGUAUUUUUAAUAAUGAUGACCAUGUUUUCGAACCUUUACCAGAGGUUUAUUUCUGGAUCUGUACACAAGGUAUUAAAGAACAACAGAAAAUACAAAAUAAAGUUUACCAAAAGAAAAAAAAAAUGCGAUGUUUAUGUACAAUUAAUAUAAACAAUAAAGAUAGCUUCUGGAACAUU